UGCGCUGUAUUCAAGGAUAGUGGAUAAUAUUCCAAACAAACUAUGCAAAAUUAAUGUUCCACCUGCCCUGUUUGAGCUCAUAAAUUACUCGGACCUAAAAUUGAUGAAUGAGGAAAGCUAUUUGCUGUAAUUGCAGACACGAUAGCGUUUAGCUUCCAACGAAAAUUUUAUCAUUUGGAAUGGAGGCAUCCCUCGAGUAUAGUCAUAAAGCAAGCAGGACAGGUUACUCCAAAAAAUGAUUCUGUUAAAUAUUUGUUGGAUAUAGGCAUUUUUUUCAGUGUUUCCUCUUCAAGAUAUGAACUUCAGCCUAAAUUUUGCAAAAGGCUGGGGCCACAGCACUUACAUCUUGCGAGCUCUUGGUUUCUGGCAAUUUGAUUACAACCGGUCCAAGAUCUGGAAAACAGUGGUUCAAAAUGCGAUGUGUAUUUUUAGCAUUAUGACCAUGACGUGCGUUUCCGCGUUGAACGCUCUAGAGCUAAUUUUGGGAACGAUGCCCGUGUCCACUUUUCUAUUCAAUAUGAUUUUGUUUGUACGCAUCACUAGCGUUUUGUUCGCUGCUCUUGCUUUCAAGUUGAAAUCGCACAAAAUCGAGAAGUUGCUAGCUCUCUUCACGGACGUGAGUGCGCCACGACAAGUUGAACAUUUAGUUCAACGCAUGAUCCAGAGCGUGCACAUACCAUCCAGAAGAAUUUAUCUUUUCUACUUAGUCCUGCUACUCUCCGUCCUGCCUAACGUGCUGAUUUCGCCGUAUGCAGCUCAUUACUUCGCGGCAGAAGACGACAUUCCAAAAUACAAACUCCCCGCAAGACUGUGGCACCCGUUUGACUUUGAUAAAUACCCAUUCAUGUAUGGUAUCGUCUACUUUUUCCAGGUGUCUUUUGGAAUUCCUGCCAUGUUGCUGCUGUUGGGGUUGAAUGUCCUGUACCUGGGCUUCGCCAGCACCGCGUGCCACCUUAUGGACCACCUGUGCGCCACCCUGAAGGAGUUGCAUCGACCCCGAUGGAUCAGGUGUGGCGCCUUUAGGGUCGGAGCGAAGAAAACAAACGAAAAUUAUCAGACAGCAGUGGAGAGAGCGUUGAACUACGCGGUGCAGCAUCAUCAGCGAACCAUAAUGUUCGUUGAUCUGACAAACGAAAUUUUCUCACAACUCAUGCUUGCUGACAUGUCGGCAAUUGCACUGGCCGUUGGGGCGAUGGCUUUGCAGAUAAUCAAUCCUGACGUGUCUUGGGAGCGUUUUUCAUCAGCGCUGCAAAUCCUCAUAUUCGAGCUGGCGUACUUCUGCGUCGUCUGCUACUUGUCGAGUGACCUGAUCUCCAAGAGCGGCAAGCAGCUGCAAUCAAGCUGCUACGGAAGCGCGGCGCUCAACUGGUCCUCCUCGAACCAGCGGACGGCGCGGAUAAUCCGAUUACGAGCUGACGCGUCGGCCCUGCAGCUCAGGGCCGGUCCUUUCCACACGCUCUCGUUAAGUACUUUUCGGGCGGUGAGUUUGACCAAGCUAACCGAGUCGGCUGAGACGAGCCACCCACCCACCCUCCGUUGCCUGAGCCGCCCGUUCUCCUCCGGCCAGCUGCCAGAUCAAUUUGUCCCUCAUAAAUUAGGCGCCCCGGCGCCAAGAACAUCUAUCUCAAGCAAGCCAGGCAAUCUCUCUCUCAAGUCUCUUUUUAAGGUCACCCUAGCUCUCGUUCAAUCCCGAGUAUAAAUUGAUUACUAAUUGCACGCCCGGCAGUCAAGCAACCGCCUCCUGAAAACUAAAUUAUAGAGCCUCACUCAACCCAUAAACAGAAUGUGUUGUUAGGAAAGUACCCCCUUUGGCAAAUUUGCUCCAAUCUAGAGGAGAGACAAACACUUUGCCAACAAGCACUUUGAACAAUAGUGUUAUGUACCAAAACUUUCAAGAAAUUUCACAAAUGACAGUUCCAUUAAAAAAAAGUCGACGUCCAAUAUGUGACGUAUCCAUCUUCAUUAACAAGUGUAGGAUUUUAGCUCUCAUGUUUUCGAAGGCAUGAAAAAUACUUGUAUUGAUUGCUAUACUUUUUAUUACACUCGUAAAUUCUGCACACUCAGUGACUGCGCCGGUGAAAUAUUUUCCUCUGCUUGUUUUUACGGUCCGCACUUUAUGACCAUGGUCUUCUCUAUAGAGUAACUAAAGCAUGGUCGCUCGCAUUAGCUGUUUUAUGAAUAUAUCGCAUGAUAUACUGGCCUGCGAAGCUAGAGAGAGAGAGAGAGCCUCAGAAUAAGUAAUGAAGCCAUCUCCGUUUUCCAGGUUUUUGGCAUUUCCGUGACCUUCUUUUCCUUCCUCUACCAAGUGCAGAAGUGGAAGUCCUGAGUUGAUCCGAGGGGGUAUUUUAUACGAUGCCGUCGCGUGCCCGUUCCAAUUACACCUGCUCAGCAGUUCCAAUUUAUUUACGCCGCAUUCCAGUUCAAAAGCGCUUUUUUUCCGUAGUCGGCGUGACGCGGGAAUCAGUAGUCCGAGGAUCGAUGGAAAUAAAUCUCGGCUGUAGUUCCAACAAUAAAAGGCGGGCGGCAAAUAAAACACGCUCUUUCAACAAGUUUCGUUUCGUGCUCUCCAGUUUAGGGGAAAUUGCAGAAAGAACGAAAAGAUGUGUUUUUCAAAGCAAAUUUAGUGCACAACAUAGCGGUUGCUUAUUGUUUAAAUUAUGAUAGAUGUGAUUCUGCUGUUUGCUACAUAAUAGCCUAAUAAACGUACAGAUAGUGCUCUCCAGUGAAAAUUUAUGCCUUUUGUUUUGC
Messenger RNA from Cloeon dipterum, 2748 nucleotides. RefSeq names its product Odorant receptor 13a (gene Or13a). Gene Ontology annotation, cellular component: plasma membrane. Gene Ontology annotation, molecular function: odorant binding; olfactory receptor activity. Bases 296 to 1699 code for a protein of 467 amino acids. The record is from RefSeq and is a predicted model, not a curated record. Gene Ontology annotation, biological process: detection of chemical stimulus involved in sensory perception of smell; sensory perception of smell. Lineage: Eukaryota; Metazoa; Arthropoda; Insecta; Ephemeroptera; Baetidae. The transcript has 5 exons.